UAAUCCUAGCGCACCCGUGUGCUACUGAACUCUCCGCACAACCGACAAAGGCAUGGGAUUAGAGGAUGAGGGAAUGAUGCUACAGGUCCCAGACAUAAAGGUUCACGUGAGCCAAGUGAAGAUUUCUGGGCUUGUCCGGACCAAGAACGACAUCGUUGUUGAGCAAAUAAAAGAUGUCCUAAAGGCGAAUAGACUUCAGGACGUCCUGUUAGAGAGUGUCGUUUCCAUGGAAAAGUUAAACAGUCUAAAUGUGUUCAAGUCGAUCAAUAUCAGAUUAGAUGCUACUAAUGGUGAGGAAGAGGAGGGGGGAGGGGACAGUGAGAAAGGGGUUAUCGUGACGUUUCAAGUGAGGGAGAAGAAAAGGGUUAAGAGCUCGCUGGGCGCUAAUGUCGGGACCCAAUCAGGAGACAUGAGCCUGUCUCUCAAUGCCGGGAACGUGUUUGGUCGGGCGGAGGAGGUGAGCCUGGUUUCCAUGACGACAUUCCCUCACUGGGGUCAGAGUUCGCAACUCCAGUUCACUAAACCGUACUACAAGAACCUGAACAACACGCUACAUCUCUCUCUAGCUACCACUCACACCAAGAGACCAUUCAGUGGGUACCAGGAGCGCUCUACCGGCCCUGGCGUGGCGGUCCGAUUCCCGUCCCGUCUCGGAACCCACACCCUGGCGUGGAACGGGGACUGGAGAAAUAUUCACGGGUUCAAUCACGACAUUCCGAUGAGUCUUCGUUCACACGCCGGCCACUCCCUCAAGUCGUCGCUGAGGCACUCGUUGGAGAUCGACGAGAGGGACAGCCCCUUUCUGCCGUCGUCCGGGUUCCACGUCAAGGUGACGCAGGAACUGGCCGGGAUCGGGGGUGACGUGUUCUUUGGAAAAUCCGAAGUCCAGGGAACUUACUACCAGCCCUUGCCAGCAGGAUGGGUAUUUGCACUAUCGUUGUGGGGCGGGAUUCUUCGUCCCUAUAGCAACAAUCACCUUCCCGACAGAUUCCUCCUCGGGGGCGGGACCACCCUCAGGGGUUUCGGAAUGUGGGGGGUGGGGCCUCGGGAACAAGGAUACAGUAAGGGUGGUGAGUCCUACUGGGCGAGCGGUGUCCACAUCUUUGCUCCACUUCCACUCAUAACCAACGCGUUUCUCCGGAGAAUCAAACUACACUCUUUCCUGACUGCUGGGAACCUCAUCGAGUCAGCUACCCUCCCAUCGGUCCGGUCUCUAUUCCAUUCCACGAGGGUGUCGUGUGGUCUGGGGCUCUGCACGAGACUCGGACUAGCUCAGAUCGAACUCAACUACGCUCUGCCUCUUCUAGCUCAGAAAAGUGACAGUUUGCAACCAGGUCUACAGUUUGGUGUUGGAAUGGACAUGUUGUGAUUACAUCAUCAUGACAUCACUCCUUGUAUUGUUAUCAGUUGACACAAUCUGUACAAUUAUGGUUAGUCCUCAAUCGAAAAUAAAAACAUUAAUAUUGUACGCAAUAAGGACGCAAUUAUACAUACAAUCACACAAUAAUUAUCACUUCUUCUAAAAUACAACAGUAAUGUGGCAAUGGAGUUAAAUUUAUUAUUGACUGUAAGCCCCCUAAAUGUCCUUGUGUCUAAAGGGUUAAUGUCACAGGUGUACGUUUGCUGCUUUGAAAGGGUUAAAGUCGUGGUUCGUUUGGGAGUGGUUGGUUGCUAUGUUGUUUGUUGAGUGGUUGCUAGGUGGGCAUCAAUUAGAAUGAGUGCCAGGCGGGGAUACCAAGCUUCGAGAACCAGCGGACGCAGAAGUCCCACAUUCCGUUCCACAGUUGCCUGGCAACCUGUGACCGACGGUAGAGGACUCGCGUUGCUAGGAGGAACACAAUGAGGUUGAACGUGAACCUCAUGUUCCGUAGCCUCUUGAUGUUCUGUCGAGCCUUGGGGAGGUCUGCGAGGUCCUCGUGCAGGAGGUACUGUUUGAGUCCGAGACAGUAGCGCUUGAUGUAGGUCUGCCAGUUCAUCUUGCGGAUGUCGAAAUCAAAAGUCUGUCGAUCCUCGGGUGACAUCAGUGCCAGGAGCUUGUCCGAGUUGUUGUGUGUCCACUGCGAUAGAGAGGAGAGGGAGGGAGAGGGGGAGAGAGAGAGAGGUGAACAUAAAGUGAAGAGGUAGA
Geodia barretti is the source of this 2125-nucleotide messenger RNA. The record is from the annotation of a GenBank genome assembly. Lineage: Eukaryota; Metazoa; Porifera; Demospongiae; Tetractinellida; Geodiidae.